This is a messenger RNA of Funneliformis geosporum, 612 nucleotides long. Lineage: Eukaryota; Fungi; Glomeromycota; Glomeromycetes; Glomerales; Glomeraceae. The record is from the annotation of a GenBank genome assembly.
AUGGAAAUCGAUAAUCUUCGUGAAAAAAUUCGAGAGAUUAAAUCAAAUAAUGAAGUCGUUACGAAAAAAUCUAACGAAAAACAAGAAUUAAAUAAUGAAUUAAGGGAUUAUAUUGAAAAGAUCAAAUCAUCGUUAUUUCGAUUAGAAAAAGAAAUUGGACCUACCGUGAUGUCUUCUACCGUUAAAUUGGACGAUACCGAAAAUAUGGAUAUUUAUGUUAACGAAUUUAGAAAAAGAAUUAUGGACGAUAUCGUGGAUUUGAUUGGAUUGGCGUCAAUUUUGUCAUUUAUGGGAGGAGAUCUAAAUAAAUUCGCUUCAAAAUCACCAAUUCCAACAAAAAAAGUAAUAGAUUCUUCGUUAUUUUCAAAGUAUCAAAGAAGAGUACAAAAUUUAGGUUUAGCAAAAUAUUUAUCACCUUAUUCAAGAACUUACCAUGUUGGUAGUAUAAUUUUAACCGUAGCUGCUGGAGCGUACAUCGUGUUAUAUGCCGACUUUAAACAAGAUCAUCAUUGUUUUGUGCCUGUACGAAGUUGGUAUCAUCGUAAAAUUAGUGAAUUCUGGACACUUAGCGAUAAAGAGAAACAAGAUUUAAGAGAACAAGGAAAAUUAUGA